UGGACUGGCUGGGACUGCUUGUUGUGUUUUCCCCUUUCCCCUGCUGCAUUUUUUAGAUGCCGUAUGCUGCCCUGGGUAAUUUUCUCUUACAGUAGGAGCGAUAAAUACGACACAUUAUCAAUAAGUAAGCAAGUUACACAUCUGGAAAGGGCGACGAAAGGUCAAGGAAGGUGGAAAAUAUAUCCUGGGAUAGCCAUGUUGGCUGGGCAGCAAAAUCCAACAUUCACACCAUGGCAAUCCCUUUGUUCAGCCAACUAAAAGAUGCACCAUGCAAGCUUUCAAAGCUCACUGGGUUCUUCCUUGGAUAAGGACGUGGCCUCUGCCUGUGCCAACCCUUCCUUGACGCUGUCUUAAAUGGCAAUAUGUAGAAGCAAAUAUCUCAAACAAGAUGCAGGUCCAUGACACUUGAUACCUUCAUGUGUCUUCUCCUGUCUGAUCCUUGCCUGGUGAAGAUGCCAGUGAGCUCUGAAAGCUUGCAUGGUUUGGGCUGCCAGAUCUCAAGGCUCAGCACUGCUUUGAAAAAAGGGUGUAUGUGGUCUGUUUGCAUUUUCCUCCUUUGAUAAACUUUGGGUUUUAAACAAAUUAAAUGGCAAACUUUGUGCAACUGAAAUAUCAGGCUUGAGGGCAUCAUCACUUGGAGCUGCCUUUGUGACAUCAUCGUUGUGACAUCACCACCAUGAUGAUGUCACCUGCUUCAUCCUUGGGUCAUCCAUAGGUUUCAGGGUUUGACUCUAAAAUCCUAUCCUGGUGAAUCUAAGGCUGAUGUAUAUAGUAGUACCAUUUGGUUGGAAUAUUAAGAGCACCCGUGAACCCAGAGUGUUGGCUUUCUGCAUUGGGAUGGGGUUGGACUAUUGGUUGAUCUUUGGGAUCCCUUCCAACUUUACCAUUUUCUGAUGUAUUUCACUGCUUCGGCUGCACAGGCUCAGCCAAACCCUGUCCUCUCCUAAGAGGUUGCCCAUUACAACCCUGCAUGUUCUGACAUUCACCUUCAACAUGCUGACAUGGGUAGCAAUUUGGGGAUGGGAUGCACCGUCCAUGGGGACAACACACUGACUCCUUCUCAGAGCUUGGAAAAGGAUCUUUUCCAGAGACCUGCUUCAAAAGUCAGAAUGAGACUGUCAGAGUGGCAGCGGAAGCCAAACAAACCCCCGCCACGUUAUCGCCUCUGCCAAUUCUUUCUUUCCUUUCCAGUUGGCACGGCCCAUGCCGCCAUCCCUCGGAACCUGUGGCAAUUCCGCAACAUGAUCAAAUGCACCAUCCCAAGCAGUGACCCCUUGAGGGAUUACAACAACUAUGGCUGUUACUGUGGCUUGGGGGGCAGCGGGACCCCCGUCGAUGACCUGGACAUGUGCUGUCAGAUCCAUGACAACUGCUACUCCGCGGCCAAGAAGCACCCGAGCUGCACAUUCAUCUUGGACAACCCUUACACCAAGACCUAUUCCUACAGCUGCUCGGGGACGGAGAUCACCUGCAGUGAAAAGAACAACGAAUGCGAGGCCUUUAUCUGCAAUUGCGACCGCAAUGCCGCCAUCUGCUUUGCAGGGGUCUCCUACAACAAAGAUUUCAAGAACCUUGACACAAGCAAACACUGCAAGUGAAGGCGCGCGCCAUGUCACCCGCGUUUCCAGCCUGGAGGCUUGCCAGGCAAAAUCCAGGACAGGGCUCCUGUACCUUUACUGGUUGUUGGGAACAGGGGAUUUUCACAGAGGUCCUGCUGUCAAUGUUUUAACUAAAGGUGCAGGAGCCCUGCCUGCAUUUCACUUGGCUCCCUUGCCAAUGCAUGCCAGUUCCCUGGAUGGGGAAAAUGGGCGCAAGGAGGCCCUACAAGAGUUUUCGUUGAUUUAGGAACUCUGUUUGCUGCUGUUCUCUCCAUUUGGGGAAGGAUUUGGAGGCGGACGUGGUUUCCAUGGACUUGUUUUUCCGGAGCGGGGCUGAAUUGCCUUGGGCAGGGUCUCCUCUGAAAGAGAAGCUGGAAACGUUUGGA
Molecule: messenger RNA, 1984 nt
Organism: Sceloporus undulatus (fence lizard)
Lineage: Eukaryota; Metazoa; Chordata; Lepidosauria; Squamata; Phrynosomatidae
Gene: PLA2G1B
Product: phospholipase A2 group IB
Exons: 3
Coding region: 1002-1598 (198 amino acids)
Biological process (GO): fatty acid biosynthetic process; lipid catabolic process; phospholipid metabolic process
Molecular function (GO): calcium ion binding; phospholipid binding; signaling receptor binding
Source: RefSeq, a predicted model, not a curated record